ACCUUCAGUAUGAAAAGAAAAUUCAGCGUUUGUUGACUUGAAGUUGAAACGAAAGUUCCUCACACCUUUAACUUAAUCACGUCCGCAUGGAAGGUGGUAGGAAACUGCUUCGUCAAGCCCUCAUAAAUCUAUCCAGAGCGCCGCUGCCAUACCCAAUUCUUUGAGCUUCUCUUUACUUUUGUCUGCCUCCUAUCUAUGACCACUCAACCAGUCUCUUCUUCUCCUUCUUCUUCUUCUUCUUUCACUCAUGGAGAGCACGUGAGUUUGUUUAAGCCUUAAGCUAUUUGUCAUGCAUAUAAGCUUUGUUCUUACUGUAUCGUUUUAUUAAGAAAGAAAAUCAAUACAAAAUCAGAUAAGAUUCUCUCUGCUUCUUCAAUUCUUCAAUGUUCUCCUUAAAAUCCUUAUUCAGGCUUAUGGGGAGUUCCCCAUUGCCAAUUGAUUCUGGGGUGGAACCUCAACUUCCUUCAGAUCUGCCCCCUACGACCACUCAACCAGUCUCUUCUUCUCCUUCUUCUUCUUCUUUCGCUCCUGAUUCAUCAUGGACAUAUGAUGUGUUUUUGAGUUUUAGAGGUGAGGAUACACGCACCAAUUUUACAGAUCAUUUGUACAAGGCGUUGUGUGAUAAGGGCAUCUACACCUUCAUUGAUCGAGAGCUUGUAAGAGGAGAAGAAAUACCGCCAGCCCUUGUCAAAGCAAUUGAAGAAUCAAGAAUUUCUGUCAUUGUAUUCUCUGAAAACUAUGCAUCUUCGAGGUGGUGCUUGGAUGAACUUGUCAAGAUCCUUCAAUGUAAACAAUCAAAGCAACAAGUAGUCUUGCCCAUUUUUUACAAGGUGGAUCCAUCUCAUGUGCGAAACCAAGAAAGUAAAUUUGGUGACGCAUUUGAAGAACUUAUUAAAAGGAAAUUCAAGAAUGACAAGGAGAAAGUGCUCAUAUGGAGGGAAGCUCUUAGACAAGCAGCAAAUUUGUCCGGACAUACUUUCAAGGAUGAAAAGUAUGAAGCUACAUUUAUCAACGACAUCGUUAAGGGAAUCGUUAAGGGAAUCUUAAGCGUCCAAUCUUGGCAUGUGGCUGCACACCCAGUUGGAAUUGAAUCUCGUGUAGAAGAUGUGGAAAGGCUUUUAGAUGUUGGUGGGAAUGGUCGUCGCAUGGUUGGGAUAUGGGGGACAUCUGGAAUAGGCAAGACAACAAUUGCAAAAGCUAUAUGGAAUGCAAUUGCCUAUGAGUUUGAAGGAAGAUGUUUCUUGGAAAAUGUUAGAGAAGGAAGCUUAAUCCAGCUACAGCAGACUCUUCUUGAUAAGAUUCUAGGCAAAAAUUGGAAAAUUCAGAGUGUUGAUGAAGGAAUCGGUGUUAUAAAAAAACGGCUGAGGCAUAAAAAGAUUCUAUUAAUUCUUGACGAUGUGGACCACUUGGAGCAGUUAGAAAAAUUGGCUGGAGAUGAUUGGUUUGGUGAGGGUAGUAGAGUAAUCAUUACUACAAAAAAUAGGAGAUUGCUAGACAACCGUAAAAUUGAGUUUUACGAGGUGAAGAAGUUAGAAUAUUACAACCAAGCUCUUGAGCUUUUCAGUUGGCAUGCAUUCCGAAGAAGUGAACCUCCAGAAGAUUAUUUGGAACUCGCACAACGUGCAAUAGCAAUUGCUGAUGGCCUUCCACUAGCUCUAACAAUUUUAGGUGCUCAUCUUCGGGGUAUAGAUAUACCAAGUUGGCAAGUUAUAUUAGAUGAUUACGAAGGAGAACCUUAUACGCAUAUUGAAAGAAUACUUCAAAAAAGUUAUGACGCCUUGGAUCAUCGGGCAAAAGGAUAUUUUCUCGACAUUGCAUGUUUCUUCAAGGGUAGACUUAAGGACUAUGUGCUACAAAUAGUACCCCCAAAAGUCAUUGAAGAAUUCGUUGAUAAGGCAUUGAUAACUAUUGAAGGGGGUGACAUUUUAAUGCACGACUUGCUAGCAAACCUGGGCAAGGAAAUAGUUCACAAAGAAUCCCCCGAUGAUCCUGGCCAGCGUAGUAGAUUGUGGUUUUACGAGGAUGUCAUACAAGUUCUAACGGAUUGUACAGGAACAAGAAAUAUUAAAGGCAUCAUGGUGAAGCUUCCAGAACCAGCUGAGAUAACUUUGAAUCCAGAAUGCUUCCGUAAGAUGGUGAAUCUUCAAAUUUUCAUAAGCCAUAAUGCAUCUCUGUGUGGGCACAUUAACUAUCUGCCCAACGCGUUAAGAAUUAUUGAUUGUCCUAGUUGUCAGUUACAAUCCUUGCCACCCAAUUUUCAAGGAAAUCGUCUUGUUGAGUUCAAAAUGCCUGGCAGUCAUAUCAGACAAUUGGAGCGAUUUAAGUAUUCGCCAAACCUGACUUGUAUGAAUUUGCGUGGUUGUCAAUUCUUAGAAAAAAUCCCAGACUUAUCCGGAAUCCCAAACAUAAAGUACUUGUUUCUAAGUGACUGUACAAGUUUGGUUGAGCUUGAUGAUUCUGUUGGAUUCCUUGAUAAACUUGUUGUUUUGGAUCUUGCGGGAUGCGUUAAGCUUAUGAGGUUCGCAACAACACUUAGAUUGCCAAACCUGAUAGAUAUGAAUUUGCGUGGUUGUCAAUUCUUAGAAAAAAUCCCAGACUUAUCCGGAAUCCCAAACAUAGAGUACUUGUUUAUAAGUGACUGUACAAGUUUGGUUGAGCUUGAUGAUUCUGUUGGAUUCCUUGAUAAACUUGUUGUUUUGGAUCUUGAGGGAUGCGUUAAGCUUAUGAGGUUCGCAACAACACUUAGAUUGCCAAACCUGAUAGAUAUGAAUUUGCGUGGUUGUCAAUUCUUAGAAAAAAUCCCAGACUUAUCCGGAAUCCCGAACAUAGAGUACUUGUUUAUAAGUGACUGUACAAGUUUGGUUGAGCUUGAUGAUUCUGUUGGAUUCCUUGAUAAACUUGUUGAUUUGGAUCUUGAGGGAUGCGUUAAUCUUACGAAGUUUGGAAGAAGAUUUAGAUUGAAAUCCUUAGAAACACUGGACCUAAAGGGUUGUGCAAGUCUUGAGAGUUUCCCAGAAAUAGAAGUGAAGAUGGAAUCACUAAGAAGAUUGACAACCAAGUUACGAUCUCUUAAUCUAUCUGGAGCCAACUUUGUCACGCUUCCAGAAUGCAUUAGCAAAUUUGUGAGCUUGAAGUAUCUUACCUUGCGUGAUUGCAAGAGUCUUCGAGAAAUUCCACAAGAAGUACUUCCACCAAGAGUAUGUUGGGUAUCCCUGGAUAACUGCACAUCAUUGGAAAAAUUUCCAAAACUGCCACUAUCAUCGGAGGUUAAGUAUGUGAGUUUGAUGAAUUGCGUUAGCCUACGUGGCUAUGACAUCGCAGAAAAUAGUAUUCUGGAUCAGGUAUCUUCUCUUCCGCAUCCUCAAUUUGAAAUUUAUCUUCCAGGCGAUGAAGUACCAAAGUGGUUCAGCUGUUGUAAAGAUGCAACACUAGUUAAAGACGAAUACUCUGCUCGAUGUGAAGUUUGUUUUGAAAUUCCUCCAAAUUUAGAUUGGGAGACGUUAAGAUUGGCUAUAUGUGUUGUUAAUAAGGGAAACGUAUGUGGGAAUGAAUGCACCGCAGUGACAAGUGUUCAUAUCAAUGGAGAACGGGUCGGCGGAUAUGUAUGGGGAUAGAGGACAGUAAUGUGGGUCUUAGCUGUAUUCCAUUAUGGAAUCUGAGGAACAACAGAGCAAUACGUUGGGAGAAACUGACGCAAUUGCAAUACGUUAAGUGUCAAAUUAUAUUUGAGUUCAGAUUCGCGGCCACACCCGUUAAAAUCCUCUGCGGGGUCCACCUAUUAGGCCACCAGUUGCUGAUGUCAGCAUCAGAGACUGGUCUUGGCAAGAGGCCUAGGUUAUCAGACGUCGGUGAUCAUGAAGCUCAAAGAGGAGAGGCUGAUCACCCAAAGAGGAGGCACACUGAUCUUAACGAGGAGCCAAAGCAAUGAAGUUCCAAAGUGGUUUAUGUAAGCUCCAGGUUCAGCUGUUGAAACGAACCAAAUUUCCAGGCAAUGGUCUGGUAAUCAAGAGGUGUGUUGAGGCACCAGCAGUUUCUGAGAUUCCAUUUUAAGUUGCAUAAGACAAUACGUUUCUUCUCAAUUGAUGCAUCCAGCAUUUAUCCACAGAUGAACAAAACAGCAAGCCGGAUUUAUCUAAUGCUUUCAUUCCACACAUAUACUUUGUCUAUGAUUCUUCUGUCUCAUUCAUUGGAAUUGAUGUACGUUGGGGAUGAAAUGUAACAGAUUUAUCUAUUUCAUAAUUUCCAAUCAAGGUUUGUUGAAAAUCAUACAUUAAUUGUAAACAGGCGUCCAAAUAUGCCCAAAAUACUUCUUUGAAAGAUUGUGUCUCAUUACACUAGUAAUGUUGCUGGUAUUGGCAAGGUACAA
Molecule: messenger RNA, 4366 nt
Organism: Prunus dulcis (almond)
Lineage: Eukaryota; Viridiplantae; Streptophyta; Magnoliopsida; Rosales; Rosaceae
Product: disease resistance protein RPV1-like
Exons: 7
Coding region: 384-3614 (1076 amino acids)
Biological process (GO): signal transduction; defense response
Molecular function (GO): ADP binding; ATP hydrolysis activity
Source: RefSeq, a predicted model, not a curated record